AUGAAGAUUUCCUGGCUAGGGUGGUGUCUCCCACUCCUGGCCGCAUCAACACUUGCGGCACCCGCAGACUCAGAGUCAGGACAGCGGCCGGAAAAGCGAGCCAACCGUGGUCUGGACCCUGAAGAUCCCACAGUGUUCAAUGGACUUGAUGUUCCCCCAUUGUUCCAACUCACCGCAGAGAACUUCGACGAGACCAUCAAAGAUGGCACUUGGUUUGUGAAGCACUACUCUCCGCAGUGUGUGCAUUGCAGACAUGCGGCUCCAUACUUCCAGACUACUUAUGAGUACUACUAUACUUCGAAUCCCACUUCCCCAUCAUCCGGAAAAUCGCCUGACCCGAAAUCCAUGGACUCCUUCACUGGUUAUUACAACUUCCACUUCGCUUCUAUGAACUGCAUCACGGAUGCCGAUCUGUGUCAAAAGCUUGGCAUCCUAAGCUGGCCUACCUUCGCGUUCUACGAAAAUGGCGUCAAGACAAAUCAAGUCACGGGAGCAAAGAAGAUCUCGGAUUUGAGUAAACUUAUCGAAGAGAAACUCGAAACCAUCAAGCCAGGGUCUCGUCCUUCUCAGGGUAUCAAAUUGCCCGAGGUCGGCGCAACAAGCGUGGAUGCCUCUGCAGCACCCGACUCGUCUGAAGCUAAAGACAAGGGCCCUCUGGACAGCAUCAAGGCUGCUUCUGGUGAGAAGCCAAACGCAGCUGACUCACAGAAGGGCUCAAUUGACACCAAAUCAACUGUCAAGACUACCAAUACCAAGUCCACGGGCCCACCUCCGAACCCUCAGGGCGUAUCCGUCCCUCUCAAUGCUGAAAGUUUCCAACGACUUGUGACCACUUCCCAAGACCCUUGGUUCAUCAAGUUCUACACUCCCUGGUGUCCUCAUUGCCAAGCACUGGCUCCCAACUGGCAGCAAAUGGCAAAGGAGAACAAGGACACUCUCAACAUUGGUGAGGUCAACUGUGAUAUGGAAGCCCGUCUCUGCCAAGACGCUCGAGUAAGCGCUUACCCCACACUCUACUUCUUCCGAGGUGGCCAGCGUGUGGAGUACACGGGCCUGCGUGGUCUGGGUGAUCUGCUUUCUUACACUAAGAAAGCAGUCGGUCCAGGCUCCACCAUUGAAGAUGUUGAUGCGGCUACGUUCAAGGAGCUGGAGCAGACUGAGGAACGACCACCUCAGGAGGAUUUCAGGGCCAUGGAGCGUCUGACACUCAGUCUCGUCGGCCAUGCCCGCAUUGUCAAAAGUCAAAGUGAUGCAUUAGCUCGGCGUUUCAAGAUCUCUACAUGGCCCCGUCUUUUGGUUGUUCGUGAUGGCCGCCCCAACUAUUACAAUGCUCUCGCUCCGAAGGAUAUGAGAGACUUUCGUCAAAUUCUUUCCUGGAUGCAGACCGUUUGGUUACCCAUCGUCCCUGAGCUGACCGCUUCGAAUGCUCGGGAAAUCAUGGAUGGCAAAUUCGUUGUCUUGGGAAUUCUCAGCCGACGCCGCUCCGAUGACUUCAAGCAGUCUAAGAGGGAAUUGAAGGAGGCUGCCCAUGAAUGGAUGGACAAACAGGUUCAACUCUUCCGGCUCGAGCGUGCAGAACUUCGUGAUUCGAAGCAACUGCGCAUCGAAGAGGCCGAGGAUCGCAACGAUGAACGUGCAAAGCGGGCUGCGAAGAACAUGCGUAUCACCAUUCGUGAAGAUGACAAGAAGCCUGUUGCUUUUGCCUGGGUUGAUGGCGACUUCUGGGAGCGCUGGAUUCGCACAACCUAUGGCAUUGACGUCGAACAAGGUGACCGUGUGAUUAUCAAUGAUGAAGAUAACCGACGAUACUGGGAUACUGCCUCCAGCGGAGCCACCAUCAUGGCUUCGCGUACGUCCAUUCUUGAGACUAUUCCCCUGGUGGUUUCUUCUCCACCAAAGUUGUCGCCCAAGUCAACCGUUGGUGCCUUUGAGACCAUCUUCUUCUUCACCCGCUCCUUCAUCACUACCCACCCCAUCCUCUUCUUCGUCUUCUUAACCAUCACCAUUGCCGCGGUCACCUUCCUUGGUCGCGGGCGUCUCUUGCGGCGUGCUGGAUUCAGCCGCGGUGGCAUUAUUGGUAACACUAAUAGUAACGGGGGCGGGUUCUUCCACUUGGACGGCAAGGAAGGUGUCUUGAACGGAGGUUCGACUGGCAAGGUCGACUAA
Molecule: messenger RNA, 2166 nt
Organism: Penicillium chermesinum
Lineage: Eukaryota; Fungi; Ascomycota; Eurotiomycetes; Eurotiales; Aspergillaceae
Product: putative disulfide isomerase
Exons: 5
Coding region: 1-2166 (721 amino acids)
Cellular component (GO): endoplasmic reticulum
Molecular function (GO): protein disulfide isomerase activity
Source: RefSeq, a predicted model, not a curated record